This is a messenger RNA of Onychomys torridus (southern grasshopper mouse), 4657 nucleotides long. It is a transcript of the gene Smurf1, whose product is annotated as SMAD specific E3 ubiquitin protein ligase 1. The record is from RefSeq and is a predicted model, not a curated record. Gene Ontology annotation, molecular function: ubiquitin-protein transferase activity; protein binding. The coding region runs from base 281 to 1741 and encodes 486 amino acids. Lineage: Eukaryota; Metazoa; Chordata; Mammalia; Rodentia; Cricetidae. The transcript has 13 exons. Gene Ontology annotation, biological process: ubiquitin-dependent protein catabolic process; negative regulation of BMP signaling pathway.
GCGGCGGAAGCAGCGAGGGCGGCGGGCGUCCGGCUGCGAGCGCGGCGGCUCCGUGCUGGGCCGGCCAGGGGCGGCUCCGGGCGGCGGCGCAGCCGAGCGCUCGGUCCUGCGGCUCCAGCCCGCGGCCCCCGUCCCGACGCCUGCGCCGCUCACUCGGCGUCCCGGCUCGGACCCCGGCGCCCAGCCCGUGGCCGUAACCUUGAGGCGGCGGCGGGGCCGGGCCGGGCCGGGCUGGGGGGCGGCGGCGCUGGAUCCGAGGCCGGCCGGCCGCUGGCGGGAGAUGUCGAACCCCGGGACGCGUAGGAACGGCUCCAGCAUCAAGAUCCGUCUGACAGUGUUAUGUGCCAAGAACCUUGCGAAGAAAGACUUCUUCAGACUCCCUGACCCCUUUGCCAAGAUUGUUGUGGAUGGCUCUGGGCAGUGCCACUCAACUGACACUGUGAAAAACACCCUGGACCCAAAGUGGAACCAGCAUUAUGACCUGUACGUUGGGAAAACCGACUCUAUAACUAUCAGUGUGUGGAACCACAAGAAGAUCCACAAGAAGCAGGGGGCUGGCUUCCUGGGCUGUGUGCGGCUGCUCUCCAAUGCCAUCAGCAGACUGAAAGACACUGGCUACCAGCGUUUGGAUCUAUGCAAACUAAAUCCCUCAGAUACUGAUGCGGUUCGUGGCCAAAUAGUGGUCAGUUUACAGACCCGAGACCGAAUAGGCAGUGGAGGGUCGGUGGUGGACUGCAGGGGACUGCUAGAAAAUGAAGGAACAGUGUAUGAAGACUCGGGCCCUGGAAGGCCGCUCAGCUGCCUUAUGGAGGAGCCUGCCCCCUAUACAGACGGGACUGGUGCAGCUGCGGGAGCGGGGAACUGCAGGUUUGUGGAGUCUCCAAGCCAAGAUCAGAGACUCCAGGUACAGCGACUUCGAAAUCCUGAGGUUCGAGGGUCCCUACAGACACCCCAGAACCGACCACAUGGCCACCAGUCCCCAGAGCUGCCUGAAGGCUAUGAGCAAAGGACGACAGUACAGGGACAAGUUUACUUUUUGCACACGCAGACUGGAGUCAGCACGUGGCAUGACCCCAGGAUCCCCAGUCCCUUGGGGACCAUUCCGGGGGGAGAUGAAGCUUUUCUAUACGAAUUCCUUCUACAAGGCCAUACAUCCGAGCCCAGAGACCUUAACAGUGUGAACUGCGAUGAACUUGGGCCGCUGCCUCCAGGCUGGGAAGUCAGAAGUACAGUGUCGGGAAGAAUCUAUUUUGUAGAUCACAAUAAUAGAACAACCCAGUUUACAGACCCACGGCUUCACCACAUCAUGACCCACCAGUGCCAACUCAAGGAGCCCAGCCAGCCUCUGCAGUUGCCCAGCGAGGGCUCCAUGGAGGACGAGGAGCUUCCUGCCCAGAGAUAUGAGAGAGAUUUAGUCCAGAAGCUCAAAGUUCUCAGACAUGAGCUCUCUCUUCAGCAGCCCCAAGCUGGUCAUUGUCGAAUAGAAGUUUCCAGAGAAGAAAUAUUUGAGGAGUCUUAUCGGCAGAUCAUGAAGAUGCGGCCGAAAGACCUGAAGAAGCGCCUCAUGGUGAAGUUCCGAGGGGAGGAAGGUCUGGACUACGGCGGAGUGGCACGUGACUCUGGUCCAUUGUCCUUUUCCAGCUUUAACCGGAUCGACAUCCCACCCUAUGAGUCCUAUGAGAAGCUCUAUGAGAAGCUGCUGACAGCAGUCGAGGAGACCUGUGGCUUUGCUGUGGAGUGAAGAGUGGCCAGUGGCAGCAGAGUCUUACAACCACCAGACCCAAAGCAUAUGGCGUCUGCACGCCUCCCGCUUGGCGGGCUGAGGCCUGAGAUUCCAGAAACCCGAGGGAAAAGGCUCGUCUCCCCCCUCCUUUGGGGAGGGCAAGCCAGGGGACUUUAAUAGGUGGCUCCCACCCAUUUAUCCCUCCUUUAUUAUAGUCCGCCCACCCUUCCAUCACCCAUCCAAUAAAACGCAGCCAGGUUUCGCCCUCGGCCCCCUUGGCAUAGCGGGCAUGGUCAGGGCCAAGCUGGGCCCUGAGGGUUUGCAUGGUUUCUGUACCAGCUCUCCCCUCUCACAGUGUAGGCUCAAGGCCCUUUUCAAGUUCAGCAGCUGCCGACAGCUUACUAAGCUCAAAUUCCAGACAUCCAGCUAGUAGCCUGUUCCAGAUAGCAGGUGGAUUUCUAAGCAGGAAAUAACUGCACAGCGUAUGUUUGCUGGAAUUACACCAAGGCAAGAAGCUCGAGGCAGAAUGUGUUUCCCCCUUUAAGAGGUAAAGGAAUUGGAGCAGCCUUCACUGGAGGCCCAGGGAUUUCUUUUCAGGGUAUCUUGGCCGAAAAGAUGGUUUUGCACAGGGGGGAAAUCUUUAAAAGUCCCAUCUGCUGUGUUCUCUACCCAGUUUGAAAUUCUCACACGUUAUGGAGCUAAUCAAAGAAUGACCAAAACCAGGCUCAGAUCCCCCCCAGGUCCAGCUCGACUCCUGUGCCAGGGACCAGAGGCUCCUGACUGUCUUGAUAUGCUAAUGGACUUUCACAUGGGGAUUCUAGGAGCUAAACUAACACUGUUGUCACCACAGCCACUGGAUGGGACAGCAGGAGAGGCCGCUGACCUGGGGUCCCCUGAUGCAGCUCCCCAGGAUUGGUGCUAUGCACAAAGCAGGGUGUGAUGAAGCCUGUGGUAACAGGGUGGGGGCUCUACCUCCCUACAUGGCCCUCUUCCCCAGUGGCAAUGGUGAUGCUAACAGUUCUACUUAAUUUGCUUGCUCAGUCUUCAUCUUCUGAUGAGCAAGGCCAAAGCCAGCCUAACGCCGUGUCUUUAACACCAUUUCCAAUUUGCACAAGUGUUCGGAAGCAGUGACUCUUUCAACAGAGGGGCUGGAUUCAGGCAGCUGAACUCUGGUGGAAGGCAGAGCAGCAGCCGAUAGUCCAUGUGUGGUUUGUCAUUUUUGUUUGUGGUGGGGGCAAGAACAGGGUAAUUCAUUAGCAAGACAUUUCAUUGGUACCGGGGUUCAGGUUCAGCCAUGAGUUCAAGUUGUGUGCGGGGUGAUGGGGAAGGUCCUGUUGGACCACUUGGCUUUUGUGUUCUUUUCAUUGCUUACCCUCAGGCUAGGGAAGGCAAGUGUCUUCCUUCUUUCCCUGCUGCUUCUGUCCAGCUUGCUCUGGAAGCAGUUCCCAAGUGACUGGACAGGUCAUACACACCCUACCCCAAGAGGUUUACCCAGCUUGGUGGCCACUGGUACUGCAGAGUGUGAGUCAGCUAAACUCUAGGGUCUGCAGUUUGGGGACAGAAAGGAUGCUUGGUAGACCUCACUGCACAAAAACGGAAUCCGUCCCACCAUCCAGGCCAGAUUGGGGCCUUAUCAGUCUCUCAAUUUUCUGCCUUGCCCCAGUAGGGCUUCUGUAUUUCAUCUACCUUAAUGCUUCCGAGGGUGUUCUAAAACCCAGCUCCCUUGUGACUUGGAGCAUUUAAAAGUGUGAGGAAGCCUGUGCCCUUAGUGGCAGCCAGUCCAUGGGAACCAGCCAGACCCCGCAGAGUGACGUUCUCUGGAGACUGGAAACCCUGCUUGUUGCUGUGGUACUGUGCCAGUCUGCAGCGAUGAAGGAAACCAGGGUCCGGUGCUUUGGAGAUAUGCUGCAGGAGUGUUGAGUUGGAGUGAUGGGGGACAAGCCUUAGGAGUCCCGUGUCAGGUGUCCUUUGAGGAAGAUCCAAGGUUGGGCCUUUGGGCUGACUGUGGUAGUAGGCACAUAGACCACCCACUAAGGCUUCUAAGUCUCUCCGCUUGCAUUGCCUGUGGGUUCUCCCCUUUGCCAGUUCUGAGUGUCACAGCCUCCCCCAGGUGCAUCUGUCUGCACAGAGCCGUCCUUUGUUGGUACCGCUGCACUUCCUUGUCUGUCUACCAUGGUUAGGCCCUUCAGAAGCUCCUCAAAGAACACUGCGUGGCCAGCCCAUGGCAGAGCUUCUAUUGCCCUGCUUUGGGUCUGGAUGAAGCCCUUUCAUAUAAGAUCUCGAUUGUCACCCCUCCUGGUGGCCCCAGACGACCCACCGUCGCCAUGUCACCCAGAUGCUUCAGGAGCCCAGCUCUCCAGGCUCCCCUCACCAGCGGCCAGCAGCCACACUCAGGGAUGCAGCGAACACCACUCUGCUCCACAGUGCUUCAGAAGUGCCAGGCAGCAGCGACGGGGUGGCAGUGGGUCACAGUCUCUUGCUUUCUGUUAGGAGAAUCUGCCACAAGAUGGGAUGCUGACCCCUAUACUGGCUUGGCCUCACGGUCAAGUUCAGGAUGGGUGGACCCUGGACUGACCUUCCGCAGAGAAAACACCCCAUCCUACUGCAGCCAGGUGGGGGCCACAUGGCAGCCUUCUGAAACAGUGUGGAUUUUUAAAUGUGUUUGUAAUGUACUCUAAUUUAUUUUGUGAGGUCCUGUUUGAAGUGCUGCCGCUACCCUCGCGCUCUCUGUUUGUAUUGCCCAUUUCCCUGUGACAGUUGUACACUAAUGUUCUGUUUUAUGUCAGAAUUGAAAGUAUUUAAAGAAAAGCUAGUUCUAUUUAAUGCAGUUGUGGAACCAGCUGGAAACACAAAACAUUGACUGUAGAGCAGGCUGGACCCGGGAGGUCAGGUUCAUUUUGUUACAUAUGCAAUAAACUCACGACUUUACUUUUU